This is a messenger RNA of Leptonychotes weddellii (Weddell seal), 1707 nucleotides long. Lineage: Eukaryota; Metazoa; Chordata; Mammalia; Carnivora; Phocidae. The record is from RefSeq and is a predicted model, not a curated record.
AUGAGCACCAGCCUUGCGCUUUUGCGACCUGGCGAGCCUCCCCUGGACCUGGGCAGUAUCCCCUGGUUGGGCCAUGCCUUGGAGUUUGGAAAAGAUGCGGCCAGCUUCCUCACUAGGAUGAAGAAGAAGCAUGGUGAUAUCUUUACUGUGCUGGUGGGCGGCAGGUAUGUGACCGUGCUCCUGGACCCGCACUCCUAUGACGCGGUGGUGUGGGAGCCUCGCACCAAGCUGGACUUCCACGCCUAUGCUGUCUUCCUCAUGGAGAGGAUUUUUGAUGUGCAGCUCCCGCAUUACAGCCCCAGUGAUGAAAAGGCCAAGAUGAAACCGACCCUCCACAGGGACCUCCAGGCACUCACGGACGCCAUGUAUACCAACCUCCGCACCGUCCUGCUGGGCGACACCACAGAAGAGGCCGGUGGCUGGCGUGAGAUGGGUCUCCUCGAUUUCUCCUACAGCUGCCUGCUCAGCCCUUUGCUUUUCCUCUCUUUAGGUUAUUUCCCAGUGUCUCCUGAAUGCCGCUGUGCUGAGUCUGCUCGUAGAUGUCCCCCAGGGCGCGCGGGCUGGCGUUGCUUUGGGAUCGGACCCUGGGAAGGGAGAAUGCCGCUCUGUGUUUCGUGUUCCUUCCCCUGCUGCGUAAGAAGCACCAUUCACUUAAGGCGUACUGACGGGGCACCAACAGUGGGCCAGGUGCUGGACACACAGAUACGAAUAAAACCGAAAAGGCCCUUUACUCCUGUCCCCUGGCGGCAGGGAGGACGGAGAAUAACAGGGGAUAAGGACCGCGCGUGCCAAGUCAAAGGUCGCCUGUGGAAGCUGCUGUCCCCGGCCCGGCUGGCUACCCGGGCCCACCGGAGCCGCUGGCUGGAGAGUUACCUGCUGCACCUGGAGGAGACAGGCACGGCGGAGGCCAUGCAGGCUCGGGCCAUGGUGCUGCAGCUCUGGGCCACACAGGGGAAUAUGGGUCCUGCUGCCUUCUGGCUUCUGCUCUUCCUCCUCAAGAAUCCCGAGGCCCUGGCGGCUGUCCGUGGAGAGCUCGAGCAGCUCCUCUCCAGAGCGGAGCAGCCCAUUUCGCAGAUGACCACCAUCCCCCAGAAGGUUUUGGACAGCAUGCCUGUGCUCGAUAGCGUGCUGAGUGAGAGCCUCAGGCUCACCGCUGCGCCCUUCAUUACCCGGGAGGUUGUGGUGGACCUGGCCCUGCCCAUGGCAGACGGGCGGGAAUUCAGCCUGAGACGUGGAGACCGCCUCCUCCUCUUUCCCUUCCUGAGUCCCCAGAAAGACCCGGAAAUCUACACAGACCCAGAGGUAAAUUACAUACUAGGGACCAUGGGGGAAAAAAUCAGUGGCUUUGGGACUAGCCAAAUCUGAGUGGCAGCCCACUUCUGCUCUUUGUUUUCUGUGUGACCAUGCCCAGAUUCCUUCACCUGUCUGUUUUCUCACCAGUGAAAUGGACCUCAUAAUAGCACCUGCCUCACAGGGUUGUCAGGAAGAUUAAAUGAGAAUAUGUAAGAAAGGCCUUCACAGUGCCUGGCACACAUGGAGUGCUUUGUAAGCGAUAGCUGAGCAAUUUUCCUUUUAUUGGAAUGUUACAAUGUCAGCUUCUCAACACUUUUCUCUCUCCCUGGACUUUGAGAUGGGUCAAACUUUCACAGUUUCUAACAGAUUUGGGUGCUUACCCUGUGCCAGGACCUAUGCUGUAUAUUCAUCCAU